UGAGACGUGCUGCAUUGUGGGCAACUACUUCUCCCUCAAGGGCCGCCACGAGCGCGCAGUCGCCUACUUCCGCCGCGCCUUGCGCCUCGACCGCCGCUACCUGUCGGCGUGGACGCUCAUGGGGCACGAGUACGUGGAGCUGAAGAACAGCGCGGGGGCGAUUCAGUCGUACCGGCGGGCCGUGGAUAUCAACCCGAGGGACUACCGCGCGUGGUACGGGCUCGGGCAGACGUACGAGAUCCUCGCCAUGCCCUGCUACGCGCUCUACUACUACCGUAAAGCGGCCUCUCUGCGACCCCACGACUCGCGCAUGUGGUGUGCCAUGGGGCAGUGCUACGAGCUCAGCAACUGCAGCAGCCCCAAGCAGCCGUCCGGUGCUAUCGCCGCGCCAUCGCCAGCAAUGAGAGCGAGGGGCUGGCGCUGCACAAGCUGUCUAAACUCUAUGAGGGCAUGGGGCAGAUGAGGCAUGCGGCGCACUUUUACAAGCGCAAUUUGGACCGCAUGGACGGGGAGCAGGUGGAGGGGCCGGAGCUGGUGGAGGCACUUCUCUUCCUGGCCACGUACCACCGCUCCCAGGGGGACUUUGCCGAGGCCGAGAGAUACUCCACACGCCUGCUGGACUUUGGCGGCCCUGCGAAGGAAGAUGCCAAGGCUCUUCUGAGGGAGAUUCGGAGCGUGCACCACCACCAGCAUCAGCAGCACCAUCACGGCAUGGGGACACUGGGUUCAUUGGGGUUUGAAGAUGAGGAUGAGGAUGAGGAGGAGGAUGGUGAUGAUGGUGGUGACGAUGGAGAUGAAGAGAUGGACCUUGAGGGCAGUUUUUAGCUGGUUCGGAAAUAAUUUCAAGGAUUCAUUGUGGCGAUGUGCGAUUUAUGUACAAGCCUGACAAAACAAGGUUGGAAAAUGCCGGUAAACGACUGAGUUGAGAUGGUUUGUUUGUAUUAUACAAGGUUAGACCCAAGCGUGUUGAAUGAAGUAUGUGGAGAGGG
Molecule: messenger RNA, 989 nt
Organism: Closterium sp. NIES-67
Lineage: Eukaryota; Viridiplantae; Streptophyta; Zygnematophyceae; Desmidiales; Closteriaceae
Source: the annotation of a GenBank genome assembly